Messenger RNA from Aphidius gifuensis, 588 nucleotides. RefSeq lists its product as uncharacterized. The transcript is spliced from 3 exons. Bases 168 to 479 code for a protein of 103 amino acids. The record is from RefSeq and is a predicted model, not a curated record. Lineage: Eukaryota; Metazoa; Arthropoda; Insecta; Hymenoptera; Braconidae.
UACAAACAAAUAUACACAAAUGUAAACAAAUAGGUAUAAAUAACAUGCUUGAUACAUACAUUGAUUGAUUCAUUGAUAAUUGAUAUACAUCAAUAUAAAUUUACAUAGUCUUCUUGAGCAUUCAGCAUUCUUGAGUGAGCUGAGUCUUCAAGUCAAUAUCAGUCAAUAUGUUGGGCCUAUUUCGUUUGCCAAUAUUGAAAUCUGUUAAAAUUGCACAGUUUGGUGUUAAAAGUUUUGCACGACUGAUUCCAAGAGUACUCAAAAAAUCAUAUGGAUCAUCCAGAUCAAACGGUCAACGGGUUGUUUAUGGACUAAAUCAGUCAUUCUGGGAAUUUAACGAAAGAAUCAACCCAUGGUUAACAAAGGUAGCAUUUCGCGUAUCUGUCGUCAGUUACUCAUUCUACUUUUUGAUAUAUAUCAUAAUGGCUUUUCAAGAAAAACCAGCUAAAGAGUAUGUUGAAGACAUCACAUACUCAUAAACAUCAGUUUAUCCAAAUAUGUUAACUAUUAUUACUUAAGUUGUUGAAAUUUUGUAACUUUUAGUUUAUAAAAACAGUUUAAUUAAUAAAUGUAUAUUUUCAAUUUUCA